AUGAUUGUGAAUAUGGCUGGUACAAAUGAAAAUCUUCCAGAUGUAAUCCGCUCUACAAGAACACAACAAGGAGGAGGAGGAGGAGGAGGGGGAUUAAAGGCAGGAUGUGGGAAACCAGUGGCCCCACUUGGUCAAAACAGGAGGGCAUUGAGUGAUAUCAACAAGAACAUCAUCAGAGCUCCACCAGCAUAUCCUUAUGCUGCUAACGGAUUACCAGGAAAAAAACCAAUCGCUACUAAGAAACCUGUUCCAGUUCGUCGACCCAUUACUAGGACUAUUAGUGCACAAACGACAACCAAACCAUCACUUCCCUUGCCCACUGGCAAACCAUCAUUUCCCUUACCUGAGGGUAAGAAGCCAAAAGUCCAAAUUAUCCCUGAUGAGAUUGACACUGAAGACUUGAACAUCAUUGAUGUUGAAGAUGAUUUUAAUGCACCGAUGUUUGUUCAACAUACAGAAGCUAUGCUGGAUGAAAUUGACAAGAUGGAUGAAGAUGUAUACGAGGAGCCAGUUUUGGACAUUGACAAUGCUGAUAAGGGUAAUCCCUUGCUGUGGUUGAGUACAUUGAUGAAAUUUUUGCCCACUACCGAAAACAAGAGGUAUUGA
Molecule: messenger RNA, 606 nt
Organism: Lactuca saligna
Lineage: Eukaryota; Viridiplantae; Streptophyta; Magnoliopsida; Asterales; Asteraceae
Source: the annotation of a GenBank genome assembly